Molecule: messenger RNA, 2465 nt
Organism: Dioscorea cayenensis subsp. rotundata (Guinea yam)
Lineage: Eukaryota; Viridiplantae; Streptophyta; Magnoliopsida; Dioscoreales; Dioscoreaceae
Product: probable serine/threonine-protein kinase abkC
Exons: 6
Coding region: 465-2324 (619 amino acids)
Source: RefSeq, a predicted model, not a curated record
GCACGUGUGCGCAAUUCUCACCUCUCGCCCUCGUCUCUUCUCUCCCGCCGUCCGUGCGCUUCUCCACAUCUUCUCCUCUUCUCCUGCGGUUGUGGCCCAGCGCAUCGCGCGGGUUUUGGAUCAGCUCCGCCUCCGAACCCUAACCCUAAUUCUAAAUCCUGACCGGCUUCUCCUUUUCCUCUUUUGAUUUGGAGGGAGGAAUCUAUCUCCCUCUUCGAUUUGGAAUCCGUUCCUUUCUGUGUUGAUCUCGUGGAGGUGAUCCAAGGCCGGCUAGAGCUGUUCGAUGUCGCCUGAUGUCGUAGUGGUCGGCCUUUGAUAGCUCCUUUUGGGAUUCAGUUCGCCUUCUCUCCCUCGGUGUCUCCUAGGUUUAAUUUUUAGAUAUAUUUGCUUCGUUGGAGACGAGUGCUGGCAGUGGAAGUGAAUACUUGUUCUGCAUUUGAAGCUCUUUUUUUGUUGAAUAUCUAAUGGCCAGGUUUCUGGCUUUUAGUAGGAUUUGGAAUGUAGGGCAUAAGUUACAAGCAAAUCAGAGACAUUCACUGACUUCUUUUGGAAUACCUUUAUCGUGCCGAACUUUUACACAGUAUAGAGUUCCUCGUGGCGGAAGUUAUUCUGUCACUCUGUAUAAAACCAAGGAAAAUUUUCAGAGGAGUAGUUAUAGCCAGAAUUUUUCUGUAGUUUCAACCAGUAGUUCCAUUUGGCACCAUGCCCAAGGCACUUGGAAGAAUCUAUCAAAUAUAUGCUCUCAUAGAGGAGUAGUCUCUCCUUCACUAAGCAAGAUAGCAUGCGCAACAAGUUUGGCCUGCACAAGAUGCCAUAUGGUUCCUAGUGUUCUUGCCUUAAUUGCUGGAGGGAUAGCAUUCAAUCGGGAGGCUUUUGCAGAUGGGGAGUACUUUCCUAAAAGAAACACCUUAUUUAUGCGAGCAGAAGAUAGUCAUGUUUAUCUGAGCUCCUUUAUUUUUGCAGCUAUAGAGUAUUUUAUUUUGUUUCUAAGAUCAAUCUAUUUGGCAAUUCUGUUCUCUCCUGUCAUAAUGAUGGCACCAUUUGCGGAUAGUUUUGGCCCUCAGUAUAGAAAUACAUGGGUUCAUCUUGUCCACCGGACAUUGGAGAAAGCUGGUCCAGCUUUCAUUAAAUGGGGUCAAUGGGCUGCUACCCGACCGGACCUAUUCCCUAAUGAUCUCUGCACUGAACUGGCUAAACUUCACACCGAAGCACCUGCACACAGCUUUGCGUACACUAAGAAAACUAUUGAGAAAGCAUUUAAUUGCAAAAUUUCUGAUUUCUUUGAGAAUUUUGAAGAGGAACCUGUGGCAUCUGGAAGUGUCGCUCAAGUACAUCGAGCUUCAUUGAGAUGCAAGCAUCCAGGACAAAAGGUGAAGCAGGUUGACGUUGCAGUGAAAGUUAGGCAUCCUGGUGUUGGUGAAGCAAUCAGAAGGGAUUUUACGAUAAUUAAUAUUGUAGCAAAGAUUUCAAAUUUUAUCCCUACACUAAAGUGGUUGCGGCUGGAUGAAAGUGUGCAGCAGUUUGCUGUUUUCAUGAUGUCUCAAGUUGAUCUUGCAAGGGAAGCUGCACAUCUAAACCGUUUCAUUUAUAAUUUCCGGAGGUGGAAGGAUGUUUCUUUUCCAAAGCCUCUGUACCCACUUGUGAAUCCUGCUGUUUUGGUGGAGACAUUUGAAAAAGGAGAGUGCGUUUCUUACUAUGUUGAUGAGCUUGAAGGAAAUGACAGAAUUAAAAGUGCACUUGCUCACAUUGGGACUCACGCGCUCUUGAAGAUGCUUCUGGUCGACAAUUUCAUUCAUGCCGACAUGCAUCCAGGAAAUAUCCUUGUUCGGUUGUCUCAAUCCAAGCGGCCAAGCAAAAGGCUCUUCAAAUCCAAGCCUCAUGUUGUUUUCCUUGAUGUAGGCAUGACUGCUGAGCUUUCAAACAGUGACCGUGUAAAUUUACUGGAUUUUUUUAAGGCCGUUGCAGUUCGAGAUGGACGUACUGCUGCAGAGUGUACUCUGAGGUUAUCAAAACGACAGAACUGUCCAAACCCAAAGGCCUUCAUUGAGGAAGUUGAGAAGUCUUUCACCUUUUGGGGUACCACAGAAGGUGAUCUUGUUCACCCAGCUGAGUGCAUGCAACAGUUGCUUGAGCAAGUUCGACGUCACAGAGUCAAUAUUGAUGGCAAUGUCUGUACUGUGAUGGUUACUACCUUAGUCCUUGAGGGUUGGCAGCGCAAGUUGGAUCCUGAUUAUAAUGUGAUGCAAACGCUACAAACAUUGUUGUUCCGAUCCGACUGGGCAGAGUCUCUUAUCUACACAAUUGAGGGACUCAUGGCUCCAUAGAAAAUAAUCCUAAAUAGCUAUCUGUAACUUCAAGAAACACAAGUUUUGACAGCAAAAAUAGAAUUAGUGAACUAAGUCAAUUUUGUAUACCUUCACCUUAAUUUUCAAAUUUUCAAAGAAGGUAAUGAUCCUUUUUUUUUU